Messenger RNA from Chrysochloris asiatica (Cape golden mole), 306 nucleotides. RefSeq names its product chromosome unknown open reading frame, human C4orf36 (gene CUNH4orf36). The record is from RefSeq and is a predicted model, not a curated record. The coding region runs from base 1 to 306 and encodes 101 amino acids. The transcript is spliced from 2 exons. NCBI's taxonomy places the organism in Eukaryota, Metazoa, Chordata, Mammalia, Afrosoricida, Chrysochloridae.
AUGAAUUUAUGUCCCAGACAGGAAUCUUGGGAUCUUGCACUGCUUACAAAGACCUGGUACACAAACCUAGCCAACAUCAAGUUGCCCUUCUUGGAGGAAAUUAGCUUUGGUAGUCCUAUACACCUUACAAAGUGUACCACCUGUAAGACUGGUCUGCUCCCCUCAGCAGAAAGCAUCAAAGUUGAAAGGAAUUAUGAAAUGAAGCGCCUAGAAGACCUCAAAUGUCAGAAAAAUAUAGCUGAGGAAAUUCAGUUUUCUUUAAGGGGCAGGCCAGUUGGUUUGAGAAGACCUCUUCCACCUAAAUGA